ACUGCAGAUACACUACAUCUUUCAAAUUUGUAAUGUAAUGAAGCUGCUUGGUCGUUUCAUUGAUAUUACUGUGACUCGAAUAAGUCAGCUACAAUUGAGACUGCAAAUAAAGCACCAAAGUCAUGAAAUAUAAUAUUUGCAUGGUAUGUGACUUUUUCUUCCCUAACAUGGGUGGUGUGGAGAGUCACAUAUACCAACUCUCUAGCUGCUUAUUGCAGAGGGGUCACAAGGUCGUCAUAGUCACACAUAAAUAUGAUGACAGAUGUGGCAUUCGGUAUCUUGCUAAUGGACUCAAGGUGUACUAUCUUCCUGUACCACCCUUUUACAACCAGUGUAUUUUACCCAGUCUUUUCACCACUUUGCCAUUGCUACGUUCAGUUUUUCUCCAUGAAAAAAUCUCCAUUGUGCAUGGACAUUCGGCUUUCUCCACUCUAGGCCAUGAGGCCAUGUUUCAUGCACGUACCAUGGGGCUGAAAACAGUCUUCACAGACCACUCCCUAUUUGGUUUUGCUGAUGCUAGUUCUAUCUUAACUAAUAAAAUUUUGAAGUUUUCUCUGGCUGAUGUUAGCCAUGUCAUCUGCGUCUCCAAUACCAGCAAGGAGAAUACUGUUUUACGGUCACGUUUGUCACCCCACCAGGUGUCUGUCAUUCCUAAUGCUGUAGAUGCUACAGUGUUUGUGCCUGAUCCCAGUAAACGUGCACCUGAUAAAAUCACUGUUGUCAUUUUAAGUCGCCUGGUGUACCGCAAGGGGAUGGACCUGUUGGCAGGAGUGAUUCCAUUAAUCACAGCUCUGUAUCCACAAGUGCAUUUUCUUAUAGGUGGGGAUGGUCCAAAACGUGUGCUACUGGAGGAGGUUAGAGAGCAGUAUGAAUUACAUGAUCGUGUGACCUUCAUUGGUUCUCUCUGUCAUAGUCAAGUUCAUGAGGUGCUUUGUCAGGGAGAUAUCAUGCUGAAUACCUCACUGACAGAAGCCUUCUGCAUUGCUAUUGUGGAGGCAGCUUGCUGUGGGCUGCAAGUUGUCAGCACACGAGUUGGUGGGAUACCUGAGGUUCUUCCUCCCGACCUUAUCUACCUGGCUGACCCCAAUGUCAAAGCAUUGGCAGAAGCUUUGCAGCAUGCCAUAGAUGAUCGAAUUCAAGGAAAAGCAGUGCCACCCUGGGAGUCACAUGAGCGUGUCAAACAUAUGUACACGUGGGCCAAUAUUGCUGCUCGCACAGAAAUUGUUUAUAACUUGGUUGACAAAACUCCAGGGCGAGAACUAGGGGCAAGACUUUUAAGAUACUAUAGGUGCGGACCAGUUGCUGGCAAGUUAUUUGUCAUUGCUGCUCUGCUGAACUUGUUGUUUCUUACAGUCUUAUCCAUUAUCUUUCCUGCCCAGAAUGUGGAAGCUGCUCCAGACCUAAAAGUAUUUGCACAACAUCAGCACAAGAACUUUUCAUCUGAGGUGCCUAGAACAGCAGCUGCUGACAGCAAAAAAAAUCAGUCUUGAUGAAGUAGAAAGGUUGCUGCAAUAUUUUACCUGUGACAGUCAACAUGGAUGUUGCCCUAGCUUGUCUUGUGGAGAAUAGCCGCACCAAGAGAAAUACUGUUGGUAUAAAUGUGGUAAGGACCUGCUCCCAGAAGAAUAGGACAAAAAGUAAGAGCAAGUACUUUUUGAUGUUGAUCUGCAUCAGAAUGAAAAUUGUCUACAGUUCUCUUUACAGCGACUCAUUUUGAUUUUAGACACGAAAAGAUACAAUAUGAAGGAAGCAUUUUCACGCAGCUUGUCAGAAGUGUCCUCAUGAUCAUUUACUGUAUUUCAAAGGUCACAAUUUUUACAAGUUGGAUCGUAUUGUUAAUAUAUUUUGUAUUUGUAGUAAAUGAAUUUUUUUUUUUUAGUGUUGAGUCAGAUGUGUGUUUCGUCAACAAAAAGUAUUUUUAAAGUCAGACCAAGUUUUGUAGGAUGUGUAUGCAUGAAAGAGAACAGCUUUUGUGGGUGAAAAACAUUUUUCAACAUGUUUAUUUUACAAGUACUCAGUACAGAGAUGACUGAUUAGAUUGGAAACCUAUAGCACUUGUGCAACAUCAUACUGUGUUUUGGUUGUCACAAACAGCUCCAACAAAGCCAGCACUACUACAAAAAGCCAACACAUAUAUCUAAAAUACACUGCCUGAAGGUUUCAGCACAAUGCUUGUUGCCUACAGAAAAGGUUUCCCUGCAAAUACUCCUCAAAAAAAGGGGUGGGAGAAGUAAUGUGCAGGCAAUUCUGUAAGCAGAACCAGGCAACAAUGACCUCUGUCAAGGUUACCAGUUGUAAGAUAUGUAGUAAUGUAACCUUUCUGGGUUUGACUUAAAAGGUUACUGAUAUGACCCUGGGUAGCUAUUUACCUAGUGAUAAAAAAUAAAAUAAAAUGACAAAUUCUUACCUUCAACCUCAGAACUUUUUUAAAAUUCUGGAUAAAAUCAAACUCUGCAGGUAGCCUUUAGGUCAAUAUAAGUUUAGAUACCUUUUCAACAGGAGGAGGGAGGCCAAAAUUUGUAUCCAUGUGUAGUAUAAAAAAAUCAGUUUCUUUAAAAGCAACCUGACUCUGCUCUCUACUUCAAGUAAACAUACUGCAUGUUCCCACAAGGACUUUGUUGCAAAUCUGAAACCUUUAGGCUGUCUUACAUCAGAUUUCAUUUGCCAACAUGCUUUUCAUAAUCUCAAAUAUAAUCCUGACAUAACAGCUGUUGCAACCACAUUUGCAAUAAAUUCUUAUAAAUGUACGUGACAGUGUACCACUAACAGAGUAGGUGAAAUACCCUAGACGUAUGAAUCCAGGUGACUUUAUAGUGCUAAAAAAACAUUUGCCACUUGAACUAAACCAAAACUGAUUUGAUCAGUUGGAAUGUCUAACACAAUCUGCAGCAAUUACUGCCUCAAUCCUUUAACAUUCUGAUUCUAGUUAGCAAUCAUGCUAUCUGCCAAACAAGAGUCCCUGUAUAAGCAAUGGAGGUAGACAAUGUUAACAAUCCUACUCAGUUAUAUACUUUAAUGUUCUAAUAAAUGCAAGUAGAAAAAUGUAAAAGAUUUUGCUAUACAAAACAAAAAAUUUGUAGGCAAAAAAGCUAAUCCAAAAUAGCCUACAAAGCUCCAAAUAAGUUUUGAAUACUAUAUGUAGAGCUACUACAGUGCUAUAUUUAUUUUGGUAUGUGUGACUACACAGUCAGAUAUAAAACAUCAUGUCAUAACAGCACCGUUUAUAGCUUUUGAACAAAAGAGGAAAUGUAUGCAUGCGGGGGAAUCAGAGACAUUCAUUUAAAAAAAUAGAUACACCCGCAAAGUUGUUUUUAUCCCCUAACAUAUAAACAGCCUAUGAUCCAUGUAGGAACAGUAAUUACAGACAGUUAAAGCAGUCUUCACAACUACAAACCAUUAGUGACACUCGUGAACAAGGAAGCAUUUCCAAUAAAUCAGUCAAACCAUGUUGUCAAUACCCACAAGCACUACACUUGCAUUAAUAAAAUAAAAACCUCUCACUGUAUGAUCUUGGUGAUCACAGAUGUAUUUUAAAUAUUCAAUCAUGACAGUUAAAAAUAAAGACCUUGAAGAGUAACAAGGGGGAGAAAAAACUUCCUGCAUUCAACACUCAUAUGAAACUGCAUCUGUACGCUUACAUUAUUGCUUGAAAAUAAACGGAUCAAGCACAGGACAGCAGUGACUAGCAUGUGUACAUCUGUCCCAAUUCCUAGGACAUUCCUGAUUAAAAAAAAAAAAAAAUA
Messenger RNA from Pomacea canaliculata, 3743 nucleotides. Its product is annotated as phosphatidylinositol N-acetylglucosaminyltransferase subunit A-like. Gene Ontology annotation, molecular function: phosphatidylinositol N-acetylglucosaminyltransferase activity. Gene Ontology annotation, biological process: GPI anchor biosynthetic process. NCBI's taxonomy places the organism in Eukaryota, Metazoa, Mollusca, Gastropoda, Architaenioglossa, Ampullariidae. The record is from RefSeq and is a predicted model, not a curated record. Gene Ontology annotation, cellular component: glycosylphosphatidylinositol-N-acetylglucosaminyltransferase (GPI-GnT) complex.